Molecule: messenger RNA, 1956 nt
Organism: Sclerotinia borealis F-4128
Lineage: Eukaryota; Fungi; Ascomycota; Leotiomycetes; Helotiales; Sclerotiniaceae
Source: the annotation of a GenBank genome assembly
AUGCCCAUGCUUCAAGAUCCUUCGAUAAAAUACAAGCGAUUUCCUCCUAUUCAAUUGCCUGAUAGACAAUGGCCAUCCAAAACUAUCGAUAAGCCUCCGAGAUGGCUCAGCACAGAUUUACGAGAUGGCAACCAAAGUCUAGUCGACCCUAUGGAUGGUGAACAAAAGUGGAAGUACUUCAAGAUGUUGGUGGAGCUUGGUUACAAGGAGGUUGAAGUUUCAUUCCCAUCUGCUUCGCAAACAGACUUCGAUUUCACCAGACGCCUUGUCGAAACUCCUGGCGCCGUACCGGAUGAUGUCUGGCUCCAAGUCCUCUCACCAUGUCGUGAGGAGUUCAUGAAGCGAACUGUUGACUCCCUUAAGGGUGCUAAGAAGGCCAUUUUACAUAUUUAUCUUGCUACCAGCGAGUGCUUCCAGAGGAUUGUGUUCGGCUUGAACGAGGAAGAGGGUUUGGCAUUGGCAGUUAGGUGUGCGAAAUAUGCUCGGUCUAUUACGAAGGACGAUCCCGAACACGCUGGUACAGAAUGGGCUUUCGAGUUUAGUCCAGAAACCUUUUCGGAUAGCAGACCGGAAUAUGUGAUCCAGGUGUGCGAGGCAGUCAAGGAGGCUUGGGGCCCUACCGAAGAGAACCCAAUCAUUUUCAACCUCCCUGCUACAGUCGAAAUGUCAACUCCCAAUGUGUAUGCGGACCAGAUCGAAUACUUCUGCAGAAAUAUUACGGAGAGAGAAAAGAUCUGCGUCAGCCUACAUCCACACAAUGAUCGGGGAUGUGCUGUUGCAGCCGCAGAAUUGGCACAGAUGGCUGGUGCUGACAGAGUUGAGGGAUGUUUAUUCGGAAAUGGAGAGCGAACAGGAAAUGUGGAUUUGGUUACUUUGGCUCUGAAUCUCUACACUCAAGGCAUCAAUCCUAAGAUUGAUUUCUCGGACCUCGAACGGGUUAUUGAUGUUGUUGAAAUCAGCAACAAGAUUCCGAUUCACCCAAGAGCACCUUACGGUGGCUCCUUGGUCGUCUGUGCAUUCAGUGGUUCUCACCAGGAUGCAAUCAAAAAGGGGUUCCAACUUCGGAGGAAGGGAGAUCACGGAGACGAGAAUCGCUGGGAAGUGCCAUAUCUUCCUCUCGAUCCUCAAGAUAUCGGCCGUACUUACGAGGCUGUAAUUCGUGUGAAUUCGCAAAGUGGUAAGGGUGGAGCUGCUUGGAUUAUUUUACGAAAUCUCGAGCUUGAUCUUCCAAGAGGGUUACAAGUUGCUUUCAGCAAAGUGGUUCAGAAGCGUGCCGAUGAACUUAGCCGCGAACUCCUUUCACGCGAGAUUCAGGAUUUAUUUGAGCAGACCUAUUACCUCAAACAUAAUCCACGAUUCAUCCUUGUCGAUUACUCUAUUAGUACUGAUAGGAGUGCCUCGCCUGUACCACCCGCCCCAGGCAAGACGCAAGACACGACGAAUUUGAAUCGUAGAUUCGAAGGUGUCAUUUCGGUCGACGGAAAAGAACAUGAAUUGAAGGGACUAGGAAACGGACCAAUCUCUAGUUUGGCAAAUGCUUUGAAAGGUUUAGGGAUUGACCUUGAGGUGGCAGAUUAUAAGGAGCAUGCAGUUGGCGCAGGAACCAAUGUUAAGGCUGCAUCUUAUAUCGAAUGUACAACUACAGGUUCUAAUCAGAAGGUGUGGGGUGUUGGAGUCCACGAGGAUGUGGUUCAAUCUUCCUUGAUUGCACUCUUGAGUGCAGCUUCAAACGUAAGUCUUCUAUUCUUGUUAUCUCCACUAUUGAUUGUGUUUAACAUGACUACAGUUCAUGAUUACUCUUCAAGGGUAAGCAUGGCGUUAGUACCAAGCCGUGACCUCGAUCUUGAUAACUCAGCUAAGGAAAAUGGUGGUCUUGCAACUCCCAAGCCUACUACAGCAUCAAAGAAUGGAACAGAUGCAGUGAGUGUUUUGGAGACAAAAGUUAACGGGGCAUAA